Molecule: messenger RNA, 2736 nt
Organism: Neurospora tetrasperma FGSC 2508
Lineage: Eukaryota; Fungi; Ascomycota; Sordariomycetes; Sordariales; Sordariaceae
Exons: 3
Coding region: 1-2736 (911 amino acids)
Cellular component (GO): nucleus
Molecular function (GO): ATP binding; ATP-dependent chromatin remodeler activity; DNA binding
Source: RefSeq, a predicted model, not a curated record
AUGGCCUUCUCGUCCUUGCCAGAGGACGACUCUUUACGCUCAUCAAGCGUUGUCGUCGAUAGCCCAGUUCCCCAACGGCGGACCAAGCCCGAUCUUGAUUUUAUAGACGAAGACGACGAGGAUGAACUCAGUAUUGUCUCCCAAUCGCCCUACUUUACUCAGCCUACCCAGAUCGCCUCGCAACCGACAGUGAAGCCACGAGAAGCCGCCAUCCCGUCUUCCCCCACGGUCGUCGAAAAACCAAAGUUGUUCAAUGAUGUCGGAAGUCCCGUUACCAGCCCAGCAAAGCCCUACGUCCUUCAAGAGGACUGGGUCACGCUCCGAUCUUCUUCGCCAGAAUCCUUGCAAUUCAUACGUCCGAAAGACUCUCCUUUAAAGCCUGCCCCAGCACCGUCCGCACCGGCUCGCCGCCGCCUAAUUCAGGGUCGUCGGCGACGCAGCCCGUCGCCAGCCAGCUCGCCAGCGAAACCGAUCGAGAAGCCCGUUUCCAAACUCAAACAGACAAAAAUCAUCACGCUCGUUAGCGACGACGAAGAUGACGAUGACUACGUCCAGAAGAAGUCGGCUCGCUCGCCUGAACCGCAGCCGGAACACUCGCAACGGGAUCCGGAAGAAGAUGCCUUCGAAGAGCGUGUCCUGCACUACCUCAAUACCUGCGAUCCUAUACAAUUGAUGGCCAUUGCCAACGUCAAAGAAGACGUUGCAAAGCACAUGCUCUCUUACCAACCUUUCAAUAGUGUGGCUGAUGCUGAAAGUGUGACCAUGGCAGCAAAGGCUACGAAGGUCAAGCGCAAGAAGUCGACUAGGGCACCCGUUGGCGAAGAUAUCGUGGGCUCUAUCAAGGAGUACACCAAAGCGCUGGAUGGCAUUGACCAUGUUAUUGCUGUCUGCGAGUCGCAAGCAGCCGCGAUCAAGGACGCCACCUCGAGGUGGAAGGUCGAUCAAACCGGUCAGCCUCGAACAGUGAAGAACAAAGAUGGAACCAUUACGCCUCUCAGCAUUGACGGUACGACUACGCUGAUCGAUCUUCCCUUAAGCCAGCCGGAGCUCAUGAGCGGCUGCACGAUGAAGCCUUUCCAGCUGUAUGGGCUUAACUGGUUAUACCUAUUGUAUGAAAACCAGUAUGCCAGCAUUCUAGCUGACGAUAUGGGUCUGGGCAAGACUUGCCAGGUUAUCAGCUUAAUCUCAGCAAUUGUCGAGGAACAUGAGAAACAUAGCCAGGAUGACGAUAGCAACCAACCAUGGCCAAACAUCAUCUUUGUCCCUCCGUCCACUCUCGCGAAUUGGGCCGCCGAGUUCAAGAGGUUCGCCCCGGGCUUGAAUGUUACCUUGUACCAGGGAUCGCAAUCUGUCCGCGAUGAGAUUGCCGACAACAUCUUGGAUGAUCCCGCCAGCCACCACGUCGUCUUGACAUCCUACUCCCAGGUGUCGCGUCAGGACGACAUCUCGAACCUGAGACGGCUGAAGCCGAUGGUAGCGGUGUUCGACGAGGGUCACAAGAUGAAAAAUCCAAAGACAAAGCUCUAUAAGGAUUUGCUCAAGAUCACAGCAACGUGGCGGCUCAUUCUGUCAGGCACGCCCGUUCAGAACAAUCUCAUGGAGAUGAUUUCAUUGCUUCAGUUCGUCGAGCCGGAGCUCUUCAAGGACCACUUCGAUGAUCUCGAAGCACUUUUCAAUCAGAAGUUUUCUUUGACGGCAGUCUCGCAAGGCGCAUUGCUUCAUAGUGAACGAGUGGCGCGGGCGCGCACAAUCCUGGAGCCCUUCAUCUUACAACGUCGCAAAGAGCAGGUCCUCAAGGACAUGCCUCCCAAAACAGCCAAAGUCGUCUACUGUGAAAUGGACGACGUACAGGCGGCAAUAUAUAAAGACUACGAACGCCGAUUUCGGAAGACUGACGCCACAGGCGCCAGCGGUGUCGGUCGUGACAACGACAACAACAACGUCUGGAUUCAGCUCCGGAAAUCCGCAAUCCACCCGCAGUUGUUCCGGCGUUAUUUCAAUGAUUCGACGGUGGAAAAGAUGGCCAACAUUUUGAUGAAAAAGGUCGACCAAUCGGAGCUUCGGCAGCCGAAGAUCGAACAUCUGAUCAAUGAGCUCAAGGCCCUUUCGGACUUCGAACUUCAUCUUUGGUGCAGAGAUUACAAGUGCAUCAGACAAUUCGAUCUUCCGGAUGGGUCAUGGAUGGAGAGUGCCAAGGUCCAGGCACUAUUGAAGCUGAUAAGACAGUACCAGAAGAACGGUGACCGCGCUCUGGUGUUCACACGAUUCGCCAAAGUCAUUGAGAUCUUGGGAGAAUGCCUUGCGUCGGAGAAGAUCGAAUAUCUCUCCCUGCAAGGAAACACGGAUGUUAGUGAACGUCAGGAACUCAUCAACGAUUUUAACGCCGACGCGACCAUCCCCGUCUUUUUGCUCACGACAGGUUCGGGCGGCACAGGAAUCAACCUGACUGCAGCCAACAAAGUCAUCAUAUUCGACCAGUCCGACAAUCCGCAAGACGAUAUUCAGGCCGAGAACCGCGCUCAUCGUCUCGGCCAGACUCGCCCUGUGGAGAUUGUCCGGCUCAUCAGCAAAGAUACCGUCGAAGAGCUGGUUUACAAGGCGUGCCAGAAGAAGCUGGAGCUCGCCAACAAGGUGGUCGGCUGGUCCACGGUGGAGAUGUCCCAGUCUGAGAUGGAGGCCCAAGUCCGCGCUGCUAUCAUGAAUGGCGGCUCGAUCGCAACUCCUCCAUCCGACUAG